Messenger RNA from Annulohypoxylon maeteangense, 1618 nucleotides. Its product is annotated as DnaJ-domain-containing protein. NCBI's taxonomy places the organism in Eukaryota, Fungi, Ascomycota, Sordariomycetes, Xylariales, Hypoxylaceae. Gene Ontology annotation, cellular component: cytoplasm. Gene Ontology annotation, biological process: protein refolding. Gene Ontology annotation, molecular function: Hsp70 protein binding. The record is from RefSeq and is a predicted model, not a curated record. The coding region runs from base 308 to 1555 and encodes 415 amino acids. The transcript has 3 exons.
GAAAUUAGCUGCGUCAACGGAUCUUUAGAUUCCUUCUAAACCAUUUCUAAACCAUCCAAAUAAAGUUCCCACACCAUAUAUCCCAAAACACCACGUUGGCCAAUUCUCAAGUCCCCAUGUUGGUCAAUUUACAUCUAUGGGAGAAUUCUCGUUCAUUGGUGUUACCAUCUCACCCAUAAGAUCACCUAUAUCUUAAUCUCAUAUGAAUAGGUUCUUUCUCGACCAGCUUUAGAAUAAGACACCUGUUCAUUAUUCAGGAUCGGAGGUUGAAUAUCCAAGCUUGCGCAAGCCGCCAUUUUUUGGCACGAUGCUUUUACGAUGGGCAACCUUUGGGUUGUUCUUUCUUCUAGUGCAGCUUGCUUUCUGCGCCGAAGAUUUCUACAAGAUCUUGGGAGUAAAUCGUGAUGCGACGGACAAGCAAAUCAAGUCGGCAUAUAAACAGCUAAGCAAAAAAUAUCACCCAGACAAGAACCCAGGUGACCCAACAGCCAAGGACAAAUUUGUCGAAGUCUCCGAAGCCUACGAGGCACUGGCAGAUCCAGAAUCCAGACAGAUAUAUGAUAAGUACGGGCAUGAAGGACUGAAGCAGCGCGGUCAAGGCGGCGGACACCACCAUGACCCCUUCGACCUAUUCAGUCGAUUCUUCGGCGGCGGAGGCCACUAUCAACGAGGCCAGCCGCGCGGCCACGAUAUAGAGGUCAAGGUCGGUAUCAGCCUGCGCGACUUCUACAAUGGCCGCGACACCGAGUUCCAGUGGGAGAAGCAGCAGAUUUGCGAGGAAUGCGACGGAUCUGGUUCGGCCGACGGCGAAGUUGAUACCUGCGGCCACUGUGGCGGUCGCGGAGUCCGAAUUAUCAAGCACCAGCUAGCACCUGGCAUGUUCCAGCAAAUCCAGACUACUUGCGACGCCUGCGGUGGUCGCGGCAAGACCAUCAAGCACAAGUGCCCGGUCUGUGGUGGAAACAGGGUUAUUCGCAAGCAGACCACCGUGUCCUUAAAGGUUGAGCGCGGUGUCGCGCGCGACGCGAAGAUCGUCUAUGAGAACGAGGCCGAUGCUAGCCCCGACUGGAUCGCCGGUGAUCUCGUCGUCAAUUUAGUCGAAAAGGAGCCUGACUUCGCGGAGAACCCCGAUCUAGUGGACGGAACAUUCUUCCGCCGCAGAGGCAACGACCUCUUCUGGCGCGAGGUGCUAUCUCUCCGAGAGGCCUGGAUGGGCGAUUGGACCCGUAACAUCACACAUCUAGACGGCCACGUCGUGAGGCUAGGGCGCAAACGCGGUGAUGUCGUACAAUCCGGACACGUCGAGACGGUCGAGGGUGAGGGAAUGCCGAUAUGGAGUGAGGACGGGGACUCGGUAUAUCAUCAGUACCAGUUCGGCAAGUUAUACGUCGAGUACGUCGUGAUAAUCCCGGACCAGAUGGAAUCCGGAAUGGAGAAGGAGUUCUGGUCCGUAUGGCAGAAAUGGCGGGGGAAGCUCGGCAUUGAUCUACAAAAAGACAGUGGCAGACCGGAGGUGUCCGGUCCCGGAGCUAAGGAGGUUAAAGAUGAGUUGUAAUGAUACCUGACCCCUUAUACCAUAGACAUAGAGAUGCAAUAGAUGCAUGCAAUGUGUAAACGA